GCACGAAGUACAGUCAUAUGAAUGAUUCGAAAUUUUAUCAUGGAAAUGGUGCAGCGAGCGCAGGACGAAAAAUUCUUUCUAUGCACUACAUCUAUGUCAACGGAGAUCCGUAAAGCUGCGCGGCACCUGCUACCGCACCACCCAGACAUCCCGAAACCGUUCGCCGAAAAGUAUGGCGAAACGUCAUGACGCCGGCGUCAGCCGUCAGCUGAGCACACACGGAGAGGCGGAGCGUUGACGUCACACCUGACGCCGCCUCGGACCCGCACGCAUUGAGUCAGGCUUUAUAAUUGAGAACCGCGGCCGAACCCACCACAACCCAACAGACCGGCGGAGUAGCAACACGUGCGAGUGCCGAGUGCCAGAGUGGAUUGCCGUGAUUUCGACUGUGAACUUUAUCAGUGAAGUGAAAUGGAGAAAGCUUUGUUUGUUGUUGUGGUGGCGCUGGCAGUGGCCGGCGCGCACCGCCACCACCCCAAGUUCCCCAAGUCCUCGGAGGAGGUUGACACCUCGCUCUACAAGAAAGUGGCUUGUUCAAGUGAAAAUGACCUGUUGAGAAAUGACCUAAUAGAGAAGUCAAAAUGUGGAGAGCCCAAGGAGGUAUUCGUGCACCUGCAUCCGCGGGCCACGCACGAACAGGUGAGCCCUGGCGCGGUCUGGGUGAAGCGCUGCGUCGGCCUCUGCGACUACGAGGCCUCGGGCUCCAAAUGCGUCGCCACCAAAACUAAAAUCCAGCACAUACCGGUGAGGAUAUAUAACGUGAAGACGAACAAGGAGACAUGCUCGACGUACCCGGUGGAGGUGCACGAGAGCUGCGGCUGCUGCGCGUUAUCGGCGGCGGAGUGCGGGGCGCCAAGGGUGUAUAACCCCCGUAAGUGCUCCUGUCAAUGUCCCAACGUCGAGGAGAAGCGGAGUUGCCACAAGAAGCGGAACCAGAAUAUGAAGUGGAAUCGGUAUAAAUGUAUUUGUGAGGAAAAGAGAAAGACGAGGCGAGGAUUCCCUCCAGGAUUCUGAUCCACUCAGCUCAACAGUGAACAGUUUUAGUGAUUUACUUUGUGAAGUGAAAACAGAAACUAUAAACAUUUGGCAUUAGUGCACGACUGAAUUAAGUGUUUAUAAAGAUCGUAUUGUUGAAAUCUAAGCAGUAUUAUAGAUAUAAGUUUAUUUAUUUCUUUAAAUUAUAAGAUUAUGGGACCAUAAUUAGCUGUGACUUAACUCAGUUCCAUGAACUUUGCACUUUGUACUUAAAUUUUAAAUCCUAUUAGUUUUAUAUUAUUUAUUUUUAUAGUUUAAAUGGCUUUGAUUUCUUUUGAUAUGACUUUGUCUAGAUAGUUUGUAAGUGCUAGGACAUCACUACUCAGUAUUUUAUAGGUUAUAUUGUGAGCGCUAACUGCGCAAUUCCUAAAUAUGUGAUAUAGUUAUUCCAGUAGGUUAUUAUUUAAUUAUUGAUAAGGCAUUUACUUAAUAGAUAAUAAGAACAUUUGCUUCUAGUCAAAAGGUUCUUUUAUACUUAUUUAUUUAAAUUGUUUUAAAAUAAGUUUGUAAAUUAGCUCUCUGUAUUGAUUUUCGUUUUUUUUAUAACAAUGUUUCAUUAGUUAAAUUUAUUCAGUCUUAUUUGUAAGGGUCCUAGUCUAAAUUGUGCCAAAGGCAUGGAAUCUCCCUUCGUAUUCUAAAUUAUU
This is a messenger RNA of Papilio machaon (common yellow swallowtail), 1679 nucleotides long. RefSeq lists its product as uncharacterized. The transcript is spliced from 5 exons. Bases 412 to 1014 code for a protein of 200 amino acids. Lineage: Eukaryota; Metazoa; Arthropoda; Insecta; Lepidoptera; Papilionidae. The record is from RefSeq and is a predicted model, not a curated record.